GGCGGCGGCGGCGGCAACAGCAACAGUGCCGACAACAGUGCCUCUAGUUAAGGCGGGCGCGCGCGCAUGAAUGUGGGAGUGACCGGCCGCUGUCCCUGUGCAUGAGGGACGGAGGGCGGCGGGGCCUCAGCGCAUCGCCUCUGCCUGCCAGGAAUGAAUGGGAGUCUCAGAGCGGUUGGGAGGCUCCUCCCGGGCCUGGGUUCUAAGUUGCGGCUGGCUUCGUCCCCGCCCUCGCCGCAGCCGGUGCCCGUCGCGGCGGGCGAGCGGGCAGGAAGGGCUUGAAGAAGGAGAGAGAAGACGGCUGUGACAGGGCGCGCGCGCUCUCUCUUCCUCUUGCUAGAUCUGGGGACGGGCCAGGCGGGCUGCUGGAAGCGGCGCACGGAAUCUCCGGGGAGCGGCUGAAGAGCCUCCGGUUGGCCCUGGCGCGCAACGCCCGCAGCAGCGUCCCGGCGAGGCAUCUGCUUCUCGCCUUCCGAGCGGCUGGAGAGAGAUGACUUGUCCUCCUUGAGGGCAAUUCCUCCCGGCCCUGCAACGCGUUUAGGUUAGGUUGACUUUGCGAUGACUCAGGAGGAGCGCCUGCCGAAGGAAGAAACCCAGCGCUUGCUGGCAGAACCUGUUCCUGGAAUAAAGGCAGAACCAGAUGAAAGCAAUGCACGUUAUUUUCAUGUGGUCAUUGCAGGUCCACAGGAUUCCCCCUUCGAGGGUGGGACAUUUAAACUUGAACUAUUCCUUCCAGAAGAAUACCCAAUGGCAGCUCCGAAAGUACGUUUCAUGACCAAAAUUUAUCAUCCUAACGUAGACAAAUUGGGAAGAAUAUGUUUAGAUAUUUUGAAAGAUAAAUGGUCUCCAGCUUUGCAGAUCCGUACAGUUCUGCUAUCAAUCCAGGCUUUGUUAAGCGCUCCGAACCCAGAUGAUCCACUAGCAAAUGAUGUAGCUGAGCAGUGGAAGACCAAUGAAGCCCAAGCCAUAGAAACAGCCAGAGCAUGGACUAGGCUAUAUGCCAUGAAUAAUAUUUAAAAUAUGCUCUGAAUCAGUGUGCAUCACUUUCUUCUGUUCUGCCAAGACCUCUUCCUCUUUUUGUUUGCAUUUAAUGGACACAGUCUUAGAAAACAUUACAGAAUAAAAACCCAGACAUCAGUUCUUUGGUGAUUUAAAUGCACACUAGCAAAUCUGUGUCUUGUCCUAAUUCACUCCUGUUCCGCAUGAACAGAGGCUAGAAGUAUCAUCGGGAUUGUUGUGAAAUUGUUUAAAAGCAGUAGCACAUUUCUGCUUUUAAUAAGUUUUCCCCAUCAUGAUUUAAGUGUAAGCACUGUGAAUGAAAGUAGUCAGGAUUAGCUGCAGGGAUUUUUGUUCUAAUUGUGUGGGGGCUCUCCCUUUUUUAUGAUGAUGCUAACUGCAUUGGUUAAAGCAGCUAACCUGUAAUACUCUAGAAUAUGCCCUCUAGCCAAGUCUAAUUUAGAUGCUGUAGAUGGACAAGCUUGGUUGUUUGAACAAAAACGGGAACAUUAAACAUCCAUCAUCACCACCACUAAUAAUAUUAUGAUUCUGCUGUCAAGGGUAAAAACCCUCCCUUCAAGGAAAAAGCUUGUGACCAUUUUGUAUGGCUUGUCUGGAAAAUCUUCUGUAAAUCUUAUGUUUUAGUAAAAUAUUUUGUUAUUCUA
This is a messenger RNA of Hemicordylus capensis (graceful crag lizard), 1661 nucleotides long. RefSeq names its product ubiquitin conjugating enzyme E2 N (gene UBE2N). NCBI's taxonomy places the organism in Eukaryota, Metazoa, Chordata, Lepidosauria, Squamata, Cordylidae. The transcript is spliced from 4 exons. The coding region runs from base 559 to 1017 and encodes 152 amino acids. The record is from RefSeq and is a predicted model, not a curated record.